Molecule: messenger RNA, 3750 nt
Organism: Alligator mississippiensis (American alligator)
Lineage: Eukaryota; Metazoa; Chordata; Crocodylia; Alligatoridae
Product: syncytin-2-like
Exons: 2
Coding region: 2092-3339 (415 amino acids)
Source: RefSeq, a predicted model, not a curated record
UGUAUAAGUCCAUGGGGCUGGAUGUGAUGCAGCCAAAGGUGCUGAGGGCAUUGGCUGAUGUGAUUGCAGAGUUGCUGGCCAUUAUCUUUGAAAACUUGUGGUGAUCAAGGGAGGUCCCAGACAAUUGGAAAAGGGGCAAAUAUAAUGAACUGCCCAUAUUUAAGGAAGGGGAGAAAAAAGGAGGAUCCAGGGAACUACAGACCAAUCGGCCUCGCCUCAGUCCCUGGAAAAAUCAAGAAAUCCAUUUCUAAGCACUUGGAGGAAAUGUUUUUGAUUAGGGAAAAGUCAGCAUGGAUUCACCAAGGGCAAGUCAUUCCUGAGCAACCUGAUUGCGUUCUGUGAUGAGAUGACUGCCUGGUAGAUUCAGCGCGUGUGUUAUAUUUUUUAUUUUAACAAUUGUUGUAAAUGUUAGAAAAUGCAAACUUCAUUGCUAACUAAAGAAAAGACAUUUUCACCUCUGUCUAACAUUGGACACCUCCAUGGACAAAGCCUACCUAAUCUGCACAUCACAGAGCAACCCUCUCGCAAAAGGACUCUGAGGUACCCAGGGGAAUAAACUUCCACCCUUUACCUCCCCUGUACAAAAUGAAGUUUCUUUUCUAUCUAGGAGAACUCUUACAAUCUUUAAAUUCUCCUCAGUCUGAAGAAGGGUGUGUGUACCCAAAAGCUAGCAAAAAAAGAAAAGGUUUUUUGCUACUAUUUAGUUGGUCUAAUAAAAGAUAUUGCCUCUGACCCAAGAGUCUUGCUUAUCUUGACUUUAACAAGGCUUUUGAUAAAGUCUCUCGCAACAUGCUUGCAAGAAAGCUAAAGCAGCACAGGUUGGAUUAAGGGACUCUAAAAUGGAUAGAAAACUGGCUGGAUCAUUGGGCUCAAAGGGCAAUACUAUCUAGUUGGCAGCUGGUAUCAAGUGGAAUGCCCCAGGGGUCUGUCUUGGGGCUGGUUUUGUUGUUGAUUUAAAAUAUUGAACCUGGAAGAUGAGAUGGAGUGCAUCCUCAAUAAGUUUGCAGAUGAUACCAAACUUCAGGGAAUAUGCUGGCUAGAUUCAGAGAGACCUAGACAAACUGGAGGUUUGGGACAAAAGAAAUCUCAUGAGGUUCGAUAAGGACCAGUGCAAAGUCCUGCAUUUAGGAUGGCACAGUCCCAUGCACCAGUACAGGCUGGGGGCUGACUGGCUGUGUAGCAGCUCUGCAGGAAAGGGCCUGGGGUUUGCAGUGGACAAUAAGCUGAAUAUGAGCCAGUAGUGUGCCCUUCUUGUGAAGAAGGCUAACGGCAUACUGGACUGCAUUAGUAAGAGCAUUGCCAGCAGACUGAGGGAAAGUGAUUCUUCCCAUCUAUUUGGUACUAAUGAGGCCACAUAUGGAGUACUGUGUCCAGUUUCCGGCACCCCACUAUAGAAAGGAUAUGGACACUGGAGAGAGUCCAUUGAAGAAAAUGAACAAAAAUGGUUAGGUGGGGGUGAUGGGUGCCCCUGAACUUUCACUAUGCAUUUUCUACUUCGGGAACAGCUUUGUAUGUUUUGGAAAGUAUUUUAUCUAACCAAGGGCAUAGAGUAGGUUGUUUAGGCUGGGGGAGAUCGCUUGUUGCUCAGUUGCUUAAUUGCUGGCCUCGCUAGAAGGAAAGCUGUAUCAACAAAGUCCGGAGCUGGAAGGGGGGUUACUUGCUGGGCUUGCUAUACAUUUCAUCACAUCAGCAAGUUUAACUUGUUACGUAGCUAUAUAAGGCAGACGCCCACUGAGGUAUGUCCAGGAAUGACUUCCACUCCCUCUAGAUACACCAGUCCACAAGUUCCAGAUCGGAGACAAGGUACUGGUCCGGACGCGGAAAGACGAGCCGCUUCAGCCCAGGUGGAAGGGACCGUAUCCUGUGAUUCUCACCACUCACGCUGCAGUGAAGGUUCAGGGGGUAAAGCCGUGGAUACACCACACCCGGGAGAAGGCCGCACCAGAAGUACCACUGGCAGGAGAAGUGGCUGAGAGUGUCGCACCGGAAGCCGACGCAAACAGACGCCAUUGGACAGCAGAGCCAGUAGAAGGACUUAAAUUUCUGUUUAAACGUCAACCAUGUGGAAAGUAGUUCUUUGCAUAUGGUGUAAUGCUUCUAGAGUCUAAGGGGUUGGUGCAUCAAAGGUUCGAGAAGAGUCAAAAUGUGUGGGUUCAUUUGGCAAAGGACGUAUUAAAUGUCACUCAUUUUUGUUUGGCAGGUGGAAUAUCAGUUGAUGAUAUUUUCACGUCAUGCCUUAUAGGGGUGCCCACUCCAAUGGAAGCACUCCAGAAUCAGACUUGGUUCACAUCUGGGGGAAUAGGAGGUCCAAUCAAUUACGCUAACAACUCCAUGUGGGGAACCAUUACCACAGAAAGAAACGCUAGUACCUUUGAAAUAGAUUUGUUGACAGUCACCUCCCCUGAUAACACCACCUGUGCCAAUUUUGUGAACUGUACCCAAGCUUGCAAAAGCCUAACCAAAGAAACGAAAAUUUUCAAUUGCUCAGACAUGACUAAUGUAUCUUGCAACUACGUUCAUGUUAUAUUACCCCGGGGGUGGUUCCUCCUUUGUGGGAAGACUGCCUAUUCAUAUAUCCCAGCCAAUGCCACACGAGGCCCUUGUGCUCUAGGCCGGUUGACUGUCUGGCUACCAGGUAUGCCUAAGAUCUCUAGUAAGUGUCACCGGAGAGGUUCGAAGGUGCUAGAUAAAUCCUGUGAUAGUGACAUAAACCUCCUGAGUGAGGCCGAGGUAGUGUCCUUAGCAGUUUUCCUAGUAGGGGUGCCAGGCCUAGUAGUGGAUGCUGAGAGGCAGCUUGGUAAGGUGGCCUGUGCCCUGGCAAAGGGCCUAAAUACAACUUCACAGGCCCUAGCUGCCCUCAAUAUUGAAAUGAAAGAACUAAGAGGAGCUACUCUGCAAAAUACAGCAGCCAUAGAUUACCUGUUGCUGAGGCAUAACCACGGAUGUGAAGAGUUCGAGGGAAUGUGUUGUUUUAAUUUGACAGAUAACUCUGAGUUGAUAGAGUCAAAAGUGCAGAAGUUAAAAAAAGUUCUGUCCCACAUUAAGCAAGGGGAAGGGUUUGACUUCUCAUGGCUUACUUCUUGGCUUCCUAAUUUUUCAUGGCUUAAGCAAAUUUUCCUAUUAAUUGUGGCAAGUAUGUGUAUUUUCUUGAUGAUCUGUUGUGGGAUACAGUGUGUGCCAAUGUGUUGUGAGAUACUCAAGAAAUCAAUUUCUUCCCCCGUUCACCGCGUGAUGUUUGUAAAAUCAUCAGUUACAAACCUGAUCCAAAACAAUCGGGAGGAAGCAAAAAGAUUUCUGGAGAUGAGAAAGAUAGUCGAGAACUAUGGGCCUUUUCCAUAAGGGCCAUAGUCUCGAAGUGGGGAUUUGAUGGGUACCCCUGAACUUUCACUAUGCAUUUUCUACUUUGGGAACAGCUUUGUAUGUUUUGGAAAGUAUUUUAUCUAACCAAGGGCAUAGAGUAGGUUGUUUAGGCUGGGAGAGAUCUCUUGUUGCUUAGUUGCUUAAUUGCUGGCCUCGCUAGAAGGAAAGCUGUAUCAACAAAGUCCGGAGCUGGAAGGGGGGUUACUUGUGGGGGGGAGCUGGAAGGGGGGUUACUUGCUGGGCUUGCUAUACAUUUCAUCACAUCAGCAAGUUUAACCUGUUACGUAGCUAUAUAAGGCAGACGCCCACUGAGGUGUGGGUGCUUGCUUUGCGAACGAUUGCCAAGCACCACUUUCUGCGCAGAAAUAAAGAUUAAGUUGGAUCCUUCAA